Boeremia exigua is the source of this 1655-nucleotide messenger RNA. Its product is annotated as CRAL/TRIO domain-containing protein. The transcript has 2 exons. The record is from RefSeq and is a predicted model, not a curated record. Gene Ontology annotation, molecular function: phosphatidylinositol transfer activity. Gene Ontology annotation, biological process: regulation of exocytosis; Golgi to plasma membrane protein transport. Bases 91 to 1428 code for a protein of 445 amino acids. NCBI's taxonomy places the organism in Eukaryota, Fungi, Ascomycota, Dothideomycetes, Pleosporales, Didymellaceae. Gene Ontology annotation, cellular component: plasma membrane; cortical endoplasmic reticulum; cytosol.
CCGACAGACUUGAAACAUUGCGCCGCCGUCUCACCCCUACGAAGCACACCACCAUCCAUAUCGCAGACCCAGUCGUCCAGCAGAUCCAUCAUGGCAGACUCCAAGCCAGCUCCCCCCGCCGAAGGCCCCGCCGCUCCUCUGGCCGACGCUACCGAGAGGCAGAGUGAGCCCGUGGCACCGCAGCCAGCUGCGACCGCCGAGAAGGGCCUCGAGGCCGGCACCGAGAAGAAAGAGAUCGACGACGUGGUCAGUGGCACGGCUGGGCUUGCCUUGGACGAGAAGAAGACUGAAGAGCCAAUGCCGCCCGUUGACUCGCAGCCUGCAAUCGGCGUAGAGAGCAUGCCUACCGAAGCGUCCCAGCAAGCCUCGGACGCCGUGCCCGUCACCACCACCGGCCCUAGCACUGUUCCUACCACCGGGGACAGUGGCACUGCUGCGGGUGCAGCUGGCGCUGCUCCUGGUGUGGCCAUAACUGCCACCGGUGCAGUCGCUGAUGCUCCCACUGAUGGCACCGCUGCGGUUCCAGCUGCAGCCCCCGCUGCGGCCCCAGCUGCAGCCCCCGCUGCUGCGUCCACAGGCAACGCUGCUGGUACCUCUGCCUGGCCCGAGACCGCCGCCGACCACCCCUUGACCAAGUUCUACGAGUCCUUUGAGGAGCUUGUCCAGCAGGCCGGCCACGACGACGUUUAUGGUGUCAAGCUCACCAAGUCUGACGAGUUCCACACCAAGCUCAUCCUGCAGAAGUUUCUGCGCGCCAACGCAAAUGACCUUGAGAAGGGCAAGCAGCAGCUGCUCGAGACGCUGAAGUGGAGGAAGGAGUUCGACCCCUCCAAGGCUGCGGGCGAGUCGUUCGACAAGACCAAGUUCGACGGUCUGGGCUACAUUAUCGAGGUUGAGGGAGUGCCAGAGAGCGAGAACAAAAAGGACGUUGUGACGUUCAACGUCUACGGUGCUGUCAAGGACAACAAGGCCACCUUUGGCGAUCUCGACGCAUUCCUCCGCUGGCGCGUUGGCCUCAUGGAGAAGUCGAUCCUGAAGCUCAACCUCGCAUCCGCCACGAAGCCCAUUCCCAACUUCGGCGAGGGCCCUGAUCCUCACCAGGGCUUCCAGGUGCACGACUACCUACAGGUGUCGUUUCUGCGCCAGGACCCGCUUGUCAAGGCUGCCACCAAGAAGACCAUCGAAGUCCUCGGCCGCUACUACCCCGAGACGCUGUCGCGCAAGUUCUUCGUCAACGUGCCGGUCGUCAUGGGCUGGCUGUUCACCGCGACCAAGUACUUCAUUGCCAAGGAGACGGUGAAGAAGUUCACUGUUCUGAGCUAUGGCAACCAGCUGGCCACCGAGCUCGGCCAGAGCAUUCCCAGUGAGUACGGUGGUACCCAGGGUGCUCUCACCGAGGUUGGUCAGGGCAUGCAGUUCGCAGCCUGAGUACCGAGCGAUCGGACUACAAUUUGUUCGCCGAGUUUGGCGGGCAACCUUAAAGGGGAGGGGAGCGAGUAAUGGCAGGAGCUGGCGUCGCCGAUGUAUGGCAUGUCGACGCAUACAAAUUUCAGCAAAAAGCUUUGAUAGCCUUCAUAUACCCAAUCAGAUGCGCAUUAACUGUGGAAUUAAUACCAACUUCGUACACAGGCCUUGAAUACGAUGAACGACAGUCA